AUGGAAAUCGCAAAGGAGCAGGAAGAGACCGAGAUACUUCCUGAGACUGCUCAAACUUACGUUCAACCUAAGUCCAUCAAGUUUGAACCGCUAUGGGUGCAAGUGCUCAUCAAUCUCAGAAUGAAACACUCAAAAAUGUUCACCCGUCGAAGAAACUCCGCUUCAGAAGGCUGGAAACUUGUGUUCGAGGAGUUGAAAGAGAACGGAGCUCCCGAGUAUGUCACUAUUACCAAGAUAAAGAAGAAGUGGAUGAACUUGAUGACUCGAUACAGACAGAUCAAAAACACCACGUUGAACACUGAGGCAGUAACAUGGCCGUAUUUCGAACAAAUUGACCGGGCGUUUGGAAAAGACUGUGAGAACGAAGACGAAAAAGGUGAGUCUCUUCUUAACCAGUCCAUUAGUAACGACGAAAGGCAAAGCUUCAUAAAGAAACUGAUUGAACUGCGAUACAACCAUAGGCACUUAUUCACUGGCAGAAAAUACACUGCUAGAGAUGGAUGGCUGAUCAUUCAGUCACUCUUGCAAUGUCAAGGUAAAUACUCAAUCGAGCAAUUAAGCAAGUGCUGGCAGAAUUUAGUACAGAGAUACAAACAGCUAUCCAAGAGCGAGAAUACUGAGAAUAUAACUUGGCCUUACUACGAGCAUAUGACCAAGAUGUACGUGGAGAAGUGCAAGUAUGAAAACAUUAGCGUAACAACUGAAGCCAAUAGCUCCCAAGCAGAAGAUAUUUCUACAGUGGAGGGAGAGGAUAAAGAAGUUCUAGGAGAUGUAAAGCAUCAGAUAAUCAAUCUGAAAAAUGUUAGCGUCAGUAGCGUGUCUGUGGACUGCAUUUUGGUGCAGCUGCUCACAGAAAUCAGGGCUGCAGAGGAGAAUAAUCACAAAGAGGUUAUGCAGGCGCUGAAGGCAAUUCAUGACAGUUUAAAUAUAAACAGUAGUGUUAAAGUUAAUAAUGUAAAUAAUGAGAUUGUUACUAAUGUUGGUGCUGAAAUUAUUGAUGAAUGUAUGGAUCAAUAA
Messenger RNA from Acanthoscelides obtectus, 1017 nucleotides. The record is from the annotation of a GenBank genome assembly. NCBI's taxonomy places the organism in Eukaryota, Metazoa, Arthropoda, Insecta, Coleoptera, Chrysomelidae.